Rotaria socialis is the source of this 1230-nucleotide messenger RNA. The record is from the annotation of a GenBank genome assembly. NCBI's taxonomy places the organism in Eukaryota, Metazoa, Rotifera, Eurotatoria, Philodinida, Philodinidae.
AUGAUCAAGGCGUUUAUUGUAUUUUCUCUUCUCUGUUUUAUCAAUGCGAGGUUCACAACAAACAGUACAUGUAAAAAUUGCAUAGGAAAAAUCCACUCCAAACAAGAUUUACAAUUAGCUAGACACAGUCUAAUUAUUGAUAAAAAUCAAAGUUGUCAGAAUCAACGAUAUACAUUUUUUAUCAUUGUGAAAUCAGGAAGCUUUGAAAAACGAAGUUUCACACGUUCUACAUGGGCCAAAGAAAUUAGUGAGCAUUUUAAAAUACCUAUUCUAUAUGCCAUUGGUUAUCCAAAAGAUCCUCAUUUCCAAAAAUAUAUUAUUGCUGAAGACCUUAAAUAUCAUGACUUAUUACAAUUCAACAUUCUAGAAGAUUAUUAUAAUUUAACAUUGAAAACCACAAGUGUUUUACUGUGGUACGAUCGGUAUUGUUCGAAAAAUAGUCAGUUUCUUUUAUAUGUCGAUGACGAUGUACUUAUUCAUGUCGAUAAAUUAAUCGUGUAUAUGCAUCGAACGGUUAACAGUGAUUCCAUUCAAGGUUGGUUCGAAAAAUCAGUACAUAUUCAACGUGAAGGUAUGGGUGGAGUAUCAGUAGAUGAUUUUCCUAUUGAUUUUGUACCAGAUUAUUUAUGGGGUGCAGCAGUAGUAUAUCCGUCACAUAUAAUAUCGAAUCGAUUGAUUAGCGCUAUAUUUAAUUCAACGGUACCUAUAUUUUUUCGUGAUGAUGUUUUCAUCAACGGAUUUAUGGCUCAACAAGCUGGAAUAAAACGAGAACAUAUGAAAGGAAUUUUUUGUUUUGAUCCAGCACAAGAUGAUUUAAAUUCGAAAAUGAUAUUAAUCAAUUUUAAAAAUGAAGAAGCUCGUGAAAAUACUUGGAAUUGCUAUAAAAAUGGUGUUAGAUCUAAUAAAAAGUUACCUUUAUUCUUAUGUAAAGUUAUGUGUGGAAUGUGCCUAUUUAUAAUAAUAUUUGGCUAUUGCUGCAAAUACUUCAUAGAAACAGUUGAUUUCGAUCAUUUAAAGCUGGUGUGCUAUCAGUGUUUUUAUAAAUAUCAUUAUCCACGCAAGCAAAACAUUAAUUUAAUGAUAUUAAUGAAUGGACAACAAUAUUCGAGGAAUCGAAUUCAACAAUUAUUUUUGACUUUUCAAUGGUUAGUCAAUUUUAGAACCAUGUAUAUAAAAAUUUUUUUUUUUCUUGUUGUCAUGAGUGUUCUGUAUUAUUUUUCACCUGAAUAA